UUGAGGGUCACGCAGCUAUCAAGUCACGGGAUCAACAACAAAUUUGACUUGACUUCAGGAAAAAUUGAAUUAUUUAACUAAAUUGAAGGUAAUUUAAUUGAUUCACGAUGGCAUUACACUCAGCGAUCAAAGGAAAACUCUUGUCAGUUAUUGGCGAUGAGGACACUUGCGUUGGCUUCUUGCUCGGUGGAGUUGGUGAAAUAAACAAGAAUCGUCAUGCAAACUUCAUGGUUGUUGAUAAAAAUACAGCUGUAAGCGAAAUUGAAGACUGCUUCAAGAGAUUCAUUAAGCGUGAUGAUAUUGAUAUCAUUCUUAUCAAUCAGAACUGUGCUGAGUUGAUCCGUCACGUAAUUGACGCUCAUACAUCACCAGUUCCUGCUAUUCUUGAAAUCCCAUCAAAAGAUCAUCCAUAUGAUCCAACCAAGGACUCAAUUUUGCGACGAGCCAAGGGAAUGUUCUCAGCUGAAGACUUGAUGGUCGGAGCUAAUCGCGGUUAAAGCAUUUGGUG
Messenger RNA from Chironomus riparius, 508 nucleotides. The record is from the annotation of a GenBank genome assembly. NCBI's taxonomy places the organism in Eukaryota, Metazoa, Arthropoda, Insecta, Diptera, Chironomidae.